GCAGUCGAGCGCGUCGUCGCCCGCCGUGUGGUCGUGUCCGGAGUUCCCGAGUAUUUCUUUUAAGAAUAAUAACACCAGGCUACUCGGUUUGGCGCGUUUUCGCGCGAACAUUAGCGGCGAUCGUGAUGCGCCUUGCAUUCGGACACGGAAUGCGCUCGGGUUGUCAACUCGCCUGUGCUGCCCCGUGGCUCCCUGAAAUCCGUGGCGACGGCCACUAGUGUUCACUUGGAUUGCAGUGUUGGAUUGUGCGAAAGACCUGCAGUGGAAGCAUCGCCUUCGUGGGUUUUUUUUUUGUAAGAAGCAUCGCCUUCGUGCUUUUUUGGUGACAACAAAAUGUUUGUGCGUGGUGUUGAUUAAAUUUUGUAUAUUUGUGUAUGACAAAGUAAUUCCAAGUGUCGUGUGUUUAAAACAGACAGUGUCAACAAUCAGCCAAGAUUGCUGGUAUGCAUAUGUGCUAUGAAAGGCCUGGUGUGGUCGCCUCCUUGAACGGAGGUGUUGGGUACGACAAGUGGGAGCGCGACCGCUCCAGUAGUGGCAGCGGCGGGACCGGCUCGACUUGGGCGGGCCGCGACCGCGAGCGCGACCGGGAGCGCGAGCGGCUUGCGCGCGCGCACCAGAUGUCGCACGCGCAGGCCGCCGAGCCGGAAUCCUCGUCGCUAUUCCCGGCGCCUUUCCGGGUGACCGGCAACCGGGACCACGUGAGCCAGCAGAUCCAGCACAAGCUCGGCGACUACACCCUCGCCCAGGCCCUGAUCGACGACCCCAGCAAGUCGAUAGGGAUCUACUCCGAGCCUCAGAGCCCGGCGCCAUGUACAAGGCGCGAAAACGAGUUCAAGAAGCCAGCGCACGCGCCGACCAAUGGCAGGAUCCACCAUCGCUACCUCUCCAAGGGCGAUGGCCACGGGUCGGCGCCCUACCGCCUGCCGCCGCUCAAGAUUCCCAAUGGAGUCCAAAAUAAGAAUACUUCGGACACCAGUAAGCCCCCAAUUGAAAGUAUUUUAAAGGAGAUGAAGUCUCUGCCUACCCCGCUGUCGGUGAUAGCUGCCACGCCGCGGAAGGAGCUAGAAAAUCAGUUUGUCUACGACCACUUCACCAAUAAGAUUCAAGAAAACCCGCAGCUGACCUGCAACGAUCUCAAAGCGCCUUUACCAAAGCCCGGUAUCGACGACCGGAUAUCAAACUCCAGGAGCUCAGCAUCACCUGACGUGGUGAACAAGGAUCUCGUGCUGUCGGAGAGUGACGACGAGGUCGGCGCCACCACCACCACCACCAGUCUAGAGCCGUUGAUAACCCCAAUCGCAUCAGCCAGUCCCAGCUCCGGCAGUUCCUCACCGUCGGACUCUGAAAGCGAGUCGUCAUCGGCGGAGUCCACGGCGACCCCCCAGCCGGCCGCCCCCGCCCCCGCGCCUCAGCCCGCGCAGCGCUCGUCCUGGAGUCUGUCCAACUUCGCACCGCCGCCCGCGCAGCCCCCCGAGCAGACGUACGACGACAAGGACCUAAGGCAUGCCUUGGCUGAUGUCAAAGGGAAACCGAGUCCGAUCUCGGACAUGUCGGACUCGGAGGCUUCGUCGCCGUCGCCGGUGGCGGCGCGGCGGCGGCGCUCCACCGCCAACCGCGCGUCCGCCGCCAGCAGCGACGACGAGACGCCGAGGACUCACGCCCUUCAGACGUCCUCCCGCGCGCCCGCACAGAAGCGCGGCCGGCCGCCCAAGCAGCGGCCCACAGAGCACAGCCCGCCGAAGAAGAAGCGCGGGCGGCCGCGCAAGUCGUCUGCGCCCGCGCCGCCCGACAGCGACGCCGAGGCCGACGCCCCGCCCCCUCUCGCCGUGCAGGACAACAAGACUCAUAUAUUCCGCAAGGUGUUCACCCCCAAGAAAGGUGACGAAUGCGGCGGCAAAGGUGGAAAGGGGGGCAAGGGUAAAGGCGGCAAGGGGAAAGGUCAGGUGACCAUCAUCGAGGUCACUGCCCCCGAGUCUGGUGCCGAUGAUGAUGAGAGAAGACAUCGCGAGCGUUCCACGGAGCGACGGAAUGAGGAAGCUAUCGCUAGAGUGUCACCGCCGCACGAACAGGAGAUGCGGAGGAUUGAUAGAGAUCACAGAAUCCCUGAUAGACUGGAGAGGAAUACAGAAAGAGAUAGAGUGCCCACAGAAAGGGACAGAAUACCAACGGAAAGGGACAGACUAACAACAGACAGAGAAAGAGUACCUGCAGAACGUGACAGAUUAGCUAUAGAACGUGACAGAUUAUCUACGGACCAUGACAGAUUACCAACAGAACGAGACAGAUUACCAGCAGAACGAGACAGAUUACCAACAGAACGAGAAAGAAUACCAACAGAACGUGACAGAUUACCAACAGAUCGUGACAGAUUACCAACAGAAAGAGAAAGAUUACCGAUGGAACGGGAACGAAUCCCCACGGAGAGGAUACCCGCAGAAAGAGAAAGGAUACCCACAGAAAGAGAAAGGAUACCCACAGAACGAACGUCUAACGAUCGGAUAUCAAGCGAACGACCGUCCGAUCGGAUAUCAACGGAACGGUUGAUGCAAGAUAGACGCAUACCGUCCGAUCGAACUCAGACCGAUCGGAUACGACCGCCUUCCAGUUUAGACAGACAUUCGGACAGAACUGAAGAUAGGAAAAAGAAAAUCCGUUUAACUGACGAUGUCGAAAGAAUAGAUGUCAAAAUAGAAAAUGAUAAGUUAGAUGAUAAGGCUAUGGAUAGACUUAGUGGUGAUAAGAUGUCGGAACGGAUCCAGACGGAUCGGUACGUGAUGGCCGAGGCGGAUGUCGGAUCUGGUCUCAAACUGGGCAGGGGUUCCGAGAGACUUGUCGAGGCUUCGUCCAACGUGAGCAUCAGGUCCCGGCUGAUGGUGCGCGUGCCGCUGGCGCGCCUGCGCAGGGAGCUGCUGCGCUCGCUGCAGCGCCCGCCGCCCGCCGCGGCGCGCGCGCACCGCCAGCUGGCCGCGUCCCCGCCCAGGGACCAGGCGGUAGUAGCAGCGACCAACCACGAGCGGCCGGGCGUGGGUUCGCUACGAUACUUCUCGUACUUCGAGAGACUACCAGCUGACGCACUCUCAGACGAAGACAGGGAUCACAAGUACUACCUGGACGAGGCGACGCGGCUGCGGCAGGCGGCCGUGAGCGAGCAGGAGCCGCUGGCGCGCGUCAUGCUGUACCUGGAGUCCGUGCUCUGCUUCGUGCUCACGGGGCGAGUACUGGAACUGCGGGAGCUGGAUUCCAAGGGCGCGUUCACAGUGUACCGCGAGACCAUAGAGUACAUCAAGUCUAUACACUCUAUGCCGCAGAGGUAUCGCGCCUCGCCGCACUCUACGUUUAACAAACUGGAUAUACUCAGCCUAAGAGUGCAAGCCCUUCUGUACCUGCGCAUGUUCAAAAUGUACAAUCGUGAAGUUAAGGAGUACAACAAGAUUGUUCAAGAGUAUCAACAGAAGCCGGCGUGCGCGGAGGCGGCGGCGUCGCCGCUGUCGCCCACGCCGUCGCCGGGCGGCUCGGUGGGCUCGCUGGGCUCCCUGGGCUCGGCGGGCUCGCUGGGCUCGCUGGGCUCGGCGGGCUCGGCCGCGUCCUCGGGCUACUGCUCGCUGACGCACUCGGUGCCGGCGCACGCGCACCACGCGCUGCUGCAGCUCACCAAGUACUACACGUUCCUGUACGUCGCGCACGACCUGUGGGAGCAGGCCGACUGCUUGUGCAGGCUCAGGGCUAAUCAAGACCUGUUCAUAGCCGUCGAUCGCAAAUGCGGGCCGCUCUCUCUAUCGUCCACGUUCCGCCAUCUUGUCCAAUACGUGCGAUACGCCAUCUCCUUGUUGAAGAGCGCGCAUCAGUGACCGUACGCCUAGCGGACGCACGCACGGCGGACACUGUGACAUUUCAUGUGAACAAAAUGUGUGACAAAAUUAUGUCAAAGACGUGUUUAAAGUGCGACACGGAUGUCGAAAAUGUGUAAAAUUUAUGUCGAUUUAAAUGCAAACUCGUGACGCAUUAGUCGAUUUCAAGCUAUGACACUUAGGCGGAUGAAAAGCUAUAAGUGUGACUUUCAUGUCGAUCAAAAGUUAAAAACGUCGACCAUUGUCGACGAUAUUAUCGUGGUUACAUGUCGAAAUAAAAAUAAAUACCGGAUGUAUCAAUCUUCAAAACUUAAUGUCUAAUUGUAUUUUUGAUUUUAUCAAUUACCAUAUUUGGCUAGUUGUAUGUUAAUGAUCUAAGUUGAUAUACGACUUUGAUAAUGGUCGAAUGCAAUGAACUGUAUGAGCAAGUAGAAUUUUUUUAUAGCUAACCUAAAUAGAUUGCCUGAUUUUUUUUGAAAUGCAAAUUUAUUUUGAUCAUUUUUGGGACUGUAAAUCGUAUAUUAGCUAUAUAUACAGCUAUGGCGCAAUGAACUUUGAAUUUUAUACUAAGAGAUUUUUAUCAAAAAAUCAUAUAAAUUAACAAAAUCACCCAUUGUACAGUGGGCUACAAAUUAAUUCAACCAUAAUGUGUAUCUGCCAUAUGAAUUAUUUUUUGGGUCUUUUAUUUUUAUUAAUUAUUGUGUAUUAGUUGAAUCUUUGCAGAUAUUUUUCUGUUUUACUGUUGACAUUGCACUGUAUGAUUUAAAUAAUGUAUCAAAUCACGACAACCAAUGUCGCCACUUCUAUAUAAUAUAUAUUCUAUAUUUUAUCUUUAUUCGAUUGAAAUCAAGUACAAAUAUUUUAGUUGAUUCAGGAGCACUUUUCAACAACAUACAGCAAAUAUAAAAACAAAAUUUGAAAGAUGUAUAGAGUUUAGUUUUUCAUGAUUCGUUUUAUUUUUUAUAGGAAAAGUUAUUGAAAACUCUUUUUUUUUAAAUCCAAUUUUAAUGUAUUUGUACUUGUUUAUGCAGCGAAUAUAAUGUUUAUUCUUGAAUGAGAUCUUGUUAUUUUACCGUAAUGGAAUAAGUCUAACCAGCAAGGUGUACAGCAUACUUAAAAAGAAAAGUCAAUAAGUAUUGAAAGAACAACGAUUUAAUAUAAUAUAACUUUUAUUUUGCUGUUUAGACUUUAAUACAAGAAUCAAACAAGGGACUUGAGGCAAAUAAUAAUGUAAUAAUUUAGUAUUUUAAUAAUUAUUGAUAAAUGUCAUAAAUUCUUCGUGAAAUUUAAUGUUAACUUUAAAUUGUUUUUCAUGAACACAAAUGCGAAUUUCAAAAUGAGUUUAAAUAAAGUAUUUUUGUACGCGUAAAUCUUCCAAAUUGUUUUAGUUUAUUUUUAUCAUUGCGAGGACAUACAAGCAAAUGAUUUUGUAUAUUGUCGAUGCUAAAGGGCGUAGAAAAAAGGCGGACUGAGUUUUACAUACGGCAAACUGAAGCACUAAUAGUAUAUAUACUUACAUCACGCACCCACUACCACUAGUGUGACAUUCGGCCGCCAUUAUGUCAAAGAUGCAUCAUAGAUUAUCUCACGGAACGGCAAGUUUUCUGUCACUCACACAUGCGUACAACGCCGCCAUUACGAUGCUUCACUUUUUCAAGCCACAUUCCGUCCGCCUUUUUCUAUGUAAAAUACAUCCUUAAUCGAUGAUUGACUCUGUCUUUGUCUAAACGAAUAGACAAGUAACAACUAAAUGAUGUCAAAGUCAAAAGACUAAGCCUGAGAACAAAAUAUACCGGAACCGGAAAUGAACAAUGGCGAUUGCGCUUUGUGUUCUACAAAGUUCCCUUCCCAAAACGAUGACCAAAAAUACAAAAUAACUUGUAAAAUUUGUAAGAAACUGUACAUAAUGCUAUCCGUUGCCUGGCAACGGCGGAUCGUCUCGCUAACUUUAAGUGAUAGAGUAAUCAUAUCUUAAGUGUUUUUUUAACCCACUCUUCGGAAUGUAUCUUACGGGAUCACGAUACGAAUUGCUGUUAGCGUAACAUGAUUUAAUGGCGUUUCUGAACGCGCGGGCCAAUCGAGUAUAUGAUAUCUCAACAUGUAUGGGAUCACUUCUUAGUGUUUCGCAAUAAUCUUCUGUCGCUUUAUUAAUGAAUGAAUUCGGUAUGAAAGUUAAUAUUUUAAGGAGUUAUUUUUCUCCGGACGCAUCCGAUAAGCGGACAAGAUUCAUCGUUCGAUGCAAUAUAAUGGUAUUAUGAUUUAAAGUUACUAUAUUUUGUUAACUUGGUGUUUAAAAAAGGUAAACAAAGAAAACCACGUGAUUUUCAGAUUGCCAUUAGCCGGAUGAGUUGUCACGUGAUUUCUUUGUUUAUCUUAUUUCAGAUAUCUUAAUAAAUAAACUAUGGUACAGAAUCCUAGGUACUACAAUGUCAUAAUAAUUUGUUGGCGUAGAACAAUUUUAUACGUUACGAAUGUUCCUAUGUAGAUAUGAUGUGAUGAACAAUGUUUGAGCAAAUCGCUGCCCCGUCAUAACGUCAGAACAUUUUUUCGUAUACAUAUCAAAUGAUUCGGGGACAAAAAAAAUGGUGUAGGCUAUCAAUGGUUACAGACGUUUCACACUCUGUACUCUCAAAGUACUUUGGAGUGACAAUAAUACUCUAUUAGAAAAGCUAGAAACUUAACAAAAAAAAAGAAUUGAUAAAUCGAAGAAAACAUUGAACAAAUCGGCUAAAAAUCGAUCGAUUUAAUAACAGAUAAGUUUUGUUUUAAUUUUACUUAUAAUAAAGAGUACAAGACACGCCCACGUUAAUACUGUAAACAAAUCACAGUAACACCAAUGAACAGUAUAAGUUAUAUAUUUCCUCUUGGUUGUUUAUCAAAUUUAAGUUGUGAUUGUAUAUACAUAAUAUAUUAUACAUUUUGUAAUGAAUAUACAUGUUAGUGCCAGAUAGAUUUUUGUAUGGACGUUUAUAGUAAGAAAGAGGUCGACGGGCCGACACAUCACAUGUUUUUAAAAUUAAGGAGUGACAAGAGAUGCCUUGUACAUAGUAAUAUUGUUAGGAAUGUGUAGUUUUCACUCUAUUUUAAUUUAUGUUGUAAACUAUAUAUUUAAUGUUAAGUUGAGGAAUGAUAAAAUAGAGGUCAGUUAUGGUGUGAGCGCGUGUAACGAGGUGUGGCGUGAUCUGAUGUGGUUCGUUAAGAAUUGAAUAGUAGAGGAGCUUGCAGUGCUCUACUUAAACCGUACCACGCGUACGCAAUAGCAUCACAAACUUAUUGGUACUUACUUCCCGCACAAAUGGUUUUUUUUUUUUUUAAUUAUUUUAGUUGAUUUAUAUAAUGUUCCAUUAUCGUUUACCUUAAAGCGAAGUUUACUUAAAUUUUGAAAAUUGCGGUGUGCAUUAGUUCUGGCUACGAAUUUGAGUUAUAUUCAGCAAUUUCAGCGUUAUAAAUUUAGGUUAAUUUCCGAAAAAUGGCGCGAUUCGCACGGGUUAAAAAUUCAAAAUUUUCAAAUAAUAUGAAGUGAAACUGAAAUUAAUUUGAAUGAAAUGUUAAAGAUUCCAUCCAAGGAAGGCACUGUUGAUCUUUAAAUCGCUAAUACGAAUUUCAGGGUUCAGUUUAGCUGGGCCCAUAACCAUGUAUUGUUGCCAUUAUUGGUAUUUCAGUUGUACUAGCCUUAUCUUCGUAGCUAGACUUAAUUGGCCGCAUUCCUUGUUUCAAAAGUGGUUACCCUUUUUUUUAUUUUCGUUAUUAUAAACCUUAUUCGUUAAGUUGACAAAAUUUCACCUGAGUAGCUCUUUAGCUACUUACAACGAUGUACUUGAAUUUUUUGUUAUUUUAGUUCUAAAUUUGACUGUAAUUAUUCUUCAUUAUGUUUUGUUUGCUAGUAUUAUUUUAAGGCUCACCUUUUUAAUCAAUUCAAUUCGGGGUCAGUCACGAUCGUUGGCAAGGCAUAUGUCUUAUAAUUCUCUCUCUGUCUAUCACAAAAAUGAUCGAGAGAGAAAGAAAAUAAGCCUUUUCAAUUUUCGUCAGUAUCCCUAUAUAUUCCCCCUAUGUUCUUUAAUAGCAAUUGUAUUUAUUUUAUUAAGGUAUUAAUUUUGAUAAUUGUUGUCGCCCCGUGCGGCAUAUGAUUUACGCACAUGAAUCUUAAAAAACAAAAAUAAAAUCAAAUCACAAUUGGAACGAGUCCUAUAAUCUAAACCAUAUUGUCUAAAUCCUAAUGUAAGUCGAACGAGUAAGUUGCGCUGGAUAGUUAGGCUGUAGAUGAUUUUUAGGAAAUUGUAAAAUACUGUUUUUCUUUUUAUAUUAGUAUCUUGUGUUGAUAGCGUGUAUAAUUUGUUUUUUUAAUUUGCAUUAAGGAUUAUGUAUAAAUUUGUUUUCCUUUAAUUUUAUUAUUUGUGUAACUAUACCUUAUGUUAUGGAAUAGAAUACAUUAAUUUUUAUGUAUGAUUA
This is a messenger RNA of Amyelois transitella, 8297 nucleotides long. It is a transcript of the gene lilli, whose product is annotated as AF4/FMR2 family member lilli. Lineage: Eukaryota; Metazoa; Arthropoda; Insecta; Lepidoptera; Pyralidae. The transcript has 22 exons. Bases 444 to 3848 code for a protein of 1134 amino acids. Gene Ontology annotation, cellular component: nucleus; super elongation complex. Gene Ontology annotation, biological process: regulation of gene expression. The record is from RefSeq and is a predicted model, not a curated record.